CCUCCACCGCGGGCGAAAUUCAGAAAAAUGAGGGACAACAUUCCAAGGUUUUACAAGCUUGUUGGAUUGCCAAAGUGGCUUGCCAAAGCCCACAAUAUUGAGGCCUUCGCGAAAGUCCAGUAUGACAAGUAUCACCCCAAUGAAUAUUCUGAAGAGGAGCCUAUUCACCCUUUAUCAACCGAGCCCAUUAUUGGAGACUCCAAAUGCAAUUUUUGGCUGCAAAAACACCCUUCUGCUCUGAGCUCGUUUAAUGGGAUAAUGAGCGCUGCAAAGGGGAAACAGAUUGUUGUGUUUUUGGAUUACGAUGGAACUCUGUCGCCAAUUGUUAGUGACCCUGACAAGGCCUUCAUGUCUGCUCCGAUGCGCUUAGCCGUGCACGAAGUUGCCAGACACUUCCCGACAGCUAUUAUAAGCGGAAGAAGCAGAGACAAGGUGUUUGGAUUUGUGGAGUUAGAUGAGGUGUAUUAUGCUGGCAGCCACGGAAUGGAUAUUAUGGGACCUGCAACGCAAGUUAAAUCCUAUGAUGCUAAAUACCAGACCAGAACAGUUGAUAAAAAGGGGAAUGAAAUUUCAGUUUUCCAGCCUGCUCAUGAUUUUUUGCCUUUAUUAGAGAAGAUGUUAGGUGAGCUAAAAGAGGCAACUUGUGAUGUAAAGGGAGCAUUCAUAGAGGACAAUAGGUUCUGUAUCUCUGUGCAUUAUCGGCAAGUCUUGGAAAAGGACUAUGCAUUACUAGAGAAGAAAGUCCAUGCCAUACUCUCCAACUACCCAAAAUUUCAUGUGACAAUAGGGAAGAAGGUCCUGGAGAUCCGACCAUCGAUCAAGUGGAACAAAGGCCACGCGCUGCUCUACUUGCUCGAAGCUCUCGGAUUUUCUGACUCCACCAAUAAUGUCUUCCCCUUUUACAUUGGAGAUGACAAAACUGAUGAAGACGCUUUUAAGGUACUCAAGAGUAGAGCGCAUGGUUGCCCUAUAAUAGUCUCCUCUGUCCCAAAGGAGACUAUGGCUUCUUACUCGCUUCGCGAUCCUUUAGAAGUUUUAGCUUUUCUGAAUCGGUUAGCAAGAUGGGGCAAGAUCAAUGCCAUAACUUCUCCAUGAGAUCACUUUCUUCGCCGUGCGACUUGCAUUGGCUUGACUUACAUUCUGUAUAUAUAAAUAUAUGUGGAGGAGGGAAUACAAGGAGGAAUGAGAAGAAGUUCAUACAAGGUGCUUUUGUUUUUGGAAUCCGCCUUGUAUAAAUAUUCUCAUAGAGAAAGAAUAGUUUAGCAGUAUAUGUAUAUUUAUAUUUAUAUAUAUAGUUGGUAAAUCUUCAGCUGGGCGAAAGUUUUUGUGCCUCAGCUGCUAUAUUUUAUUCUCUCUGGUUUUCUUUGCUUUUUGGUUAUCAUGUUUAAAACUCGGGAUGUGUUUUUAAGGGUCUAUCGGAUAUGAAUGUAUUAAUGUAAAUUACUUUUGUUUAGUUGAACUUCUUUAAUUUG
This is a messenger RNA of Ipomoea triloba (trilobed morning glory), 1472 nucleotides long. Its product is annotated as probable trehalose-phosphate phosphatase 3. Lineage: Eukaryota; Viridiplantae; Streptophyta; Magnoliopsida; Solanales; Convolvulaceae. The transcript is spliced from 8 exons. Bases 28 to 1095 code for a protein of 355 amino acids. Gene Ontology annotation, molecular function: trehalose-phosphatase activity. Gene Ontology annotation, biological process: trehalose biosynthetic process. The record is from RefSeq and is a predicted model, not a curated record.